AUGACUCUUACCCCUGCUGCAGCAGUAUUACUGCCCUUCUGCUGGUUGUUCUUCUUCAUGGCAAUCAGCAGCUUCACCUAUGGAAGCCUCGUGCUGGCCUGCCAGUCUACUGAAAGGCGGGCUCUUUUAGAUCUCAAAAAGGGCUUGGUCGACUCUUCCGACUGGCUCGAGUCCUGGGCAACUGGUGAUUGCUGCAAAUGGUCAGGAGUCGUCUGCCACAAUGUUACGGGCCAUGUCACUGAGCUCCAUCUCGGAGCUGCUGAUUUGCCUCCACUGACGACGUUCAGUGGAGAGAUCAGCCCUUCUCUAGGCGAUCUGAAGCAGCUGAGCUACUUGGACUUGAGCAACAACGACUUCUCGGGGUCCUCGGUACCUGACUUCCUCGGCCAUCUCGCGAACUUGAGGCUGCUCAACCUUUCCGGAGCAGGGUUCACUGGGACGAUCCCUCCCCAGCUCGGGAACCUCUCGCGUCUAAGGUACCUGAACUUGCAAACUAACUAUGGCGGGAACCUCACCGUCGAACACUUGGACUGGAUUUCCGGUCUGUCUAGGAUGGAGUUUUUGGAUUUGAGCUAUGUGGAUCUCGGUAUAGCCUCCAAUUGGCUCACCGUGGUGAACAAGCUUCAUUUCCUGCAAGAACUCCACUUGUCAAACUGCAGACUUCGUUCCAUUCCCAGUUCCCUCAAUAAUGUCAACUUUUCGUCGCUUUCUGUUCUUGAUCUUUCCUACAACAACUUUGACGAUCCUUUGUUCCCGAGUUGGUCCUUCCAUCUUGGUUCUCUGACAACCCUCAACCUCGCAAACAACCGGUUUCGUGGUCCGAUUCCUGAGGGUCUGCACAACAUGACUUCCCUCAGGCAACUUGAUCUGUCCUGGAACCAAUUCACCUCCUUGGAACCAAACUGCUUUCUUGGGUUGAGCCAGCUUCAGCUUCUCAACCUUGCGCAGAACGGGUUGGAAGGCGAGAUCUUUUCAGGUGCUAUGCAAAACAUGACUUCUCUCAUAGACCUGGAUUUGUCCUCCAAUGAUAGGCUCGAGUCUCGGGAUGGGAUUCCAGACUACUUCAGAACUUUUUGCAGCCUGAGGACUGUAACUCUGUCAGGGGUCAAUUUAAGGCAGGAGGUUGAUGAAGCUCUCAGGGUUCUUUCAGGAUGCCCUGCAAGAACUUUAGAGUCUAUCAGGCUUUCUAACUGUCAACUGUUUGGUCACCUGAUUAACAUUCCUUUCAGAAACUUUCAGAAGCUAGACACUCUAUCCUUGUCAAGAAACAUAAUUGCAGGUCAAAUUCCAGCGUCUUUGACCGAUCUGGCAUCUUUGAGAUACCUUGAGAUUUUCAGCAACAAGUUGGACGGGCCUCUUCCUUUAGGUAUUGGAAGCCUCUCACAGUUAGAAUCCAUUGACAUCUCAGAGAAUUCAUUGGAAGGUGAUGUUGAGGAAUCUCAUUUCCACAACUUCACAAAGCUUUGGCUUUUCCAAGCAUCAGGAAACAGACUGAGCUUGAAAGUUGGUCCCCGGUGGACACCUCCACCACAGAUAGAGAUUCUGGGGAUGGGAUUCUGGCAUUUGGGACCUCAGUUUCCCGCUUGGAUCCGCUCAUUGAAGCUUUUGACAGAGCUCAACAUGUCGAGCUCAGGAAUUUCGAGCUCCAUACCAUCUUGGUUGUUCUUCAACUCACACUUCUACAGCAUCGAUCUCAGCUCUAAUCUUUUGAAUGGUCCGUUGCCAAACAUCUAUCCUUUCAUGAGUAUUUUAGACCUUUCCAACAAUUCGCUGUCUGGAUCUCUAUCAGACUUCCUGUGUUACAAACCGGAUGAAGAGAAAACCAUGCAAGUGAUGAACCUUGGAGCAAAUGAGUUCCUUGGAGAGAUUCCUGAUUGCUGGAGGAGUUGGAAGUUCCUGGAGGCCAUAAAGUUGAGCAGCAACAAGUUUCGAGGUAAAAUCCCUCCAUCACUAGGAGCACUCGCAUUCCUCCAGUCACUUCACCUUCGAAACAACAAUCUCUCUGGAGAAAUCCCACCAUCACUUGCAAACAGUACCAAGAUGGUGGCCCUUGACUUCAGCAGAAACAAUUUGGAAGGAAGCCUUCCAGCUUGGAUAGGUGGUGGGUUUUCAGGAAUGAUGAUUCUCAACCUGAGGGACAACAAGUUCCACGGUCAGAUACCGAAGGAGCUUUGCGUGGCGAACUCCUUACGCAUUCUGGACCUUGCUGACAAUAAUCUCACUGGUGAAAUACCCAGAUGUUUCAACAACUUCACUGCAAUGGUUCAAAUGAAUGAUUCCGAGGGUGUCAUCCAGCUGAGCUACAAUGGCACAGGCCCAUUCUUCGAGACAGCAGUGGUUGUGAUCAAAGGGAAGUUGUAUGAAUAUGGCUCCAUCCUCAAAUUUGUGAGAAGCAUUGACCUGUCAAUGAACAAAUUAGUUGGGAAGGUGCCCGAAGAGAUUACGAGACUUGGAGGUUUGCAGUCUCUAAAUCUGUCAGAUAAUUCCCUCACAGGAGACAUCCCCCGAGACAUAGGAUCCAUGAGAUCCCUGGAAUCGAUCGACCUUUCUCUCAACCAAAUCUCUGGUGAAAUCCCUCCAAGCAUGUCUGGGAUGACAUUUCUGAGCUUUCUGAACUUCUCCUCCAACAGAUUGAGUGGCAGGAUUCCUUCCAGCACUCAACUGCAGAGCCUGAACUCCUCCAGUUUUGCUGGAAAUAAGGACCUCUGCGGUCUUCCACUUGCGAAGAAUUGCACCAGAGACCGAGUUACUGAUGAAAGCGGUGGAAAUGGGAGGGAUGAGCCUGAUGAAGGGGAUGGGAGUGGCUCGGAAUUUAAAUGGUUUUAUGUCAGCUUGGCACUUGGUUUCAUAGUGGGCUUUUGGGGUGUGGUGGGUUCCAUGGUACUCAAUAAGCAGUGGAGGUAUGGCUACUUUCAUUUUGUGGAUCUUCUGUGGGACAAACUAUGUUGCCGCUACUGA
Messenger RNA from Linum tenue, 2958 nucleotides. Lineage: Eukaryota; Viridiplantae; Streptophyta; Magnoliopsida; Malpighiales; Linaceae. The record is from the annotation of a GenBank genome assembly.